AACGGCGCCGUCAUGGAGGAGAAGCGCAUCGCCGACUACUUUGUGGUCGCCGGAAUGCCGGAGCAUCCGCAGCUGCUGCAGGAGAACAGCUUCAAUGACUCGGGAAGAUUGCGGGCAGCCAGCACCAUCGAACCGAUCACGGAUAUCGGCGUCUACUUUCCGCUGCUCGGCGAGGAGGUGCCCGAGGGAUACGAGCUCCUUGCCCACACGCCCACCGGUCUGCAGGCGAAUCUCAACCACGGAUCGGUCCGCACCACCGACUGCUACAUCUACUUCCGGCGGGGCAAGGAUCGCCCCCCGCUGGUGGACAUAGGAGUCCUGUACGAUGGCCACGAACGGAUCAUGUCGGAUGCGGAAAUCGUGGCCGAGACUCCCGGCGGUCGGGUGGCCAACGUGAACAACUCGUCGGCGAAGACCUUCCUCACCUACCGUCGUGCCCGGGCCGACAUGCCCUGCAACGAACUGGUGGUCACCGAGCUGUGCGUCAUCGUCCAGAGCAAAGGGGAACGGGCUCCGCACGCCUUCUGCCUGAUCUACAAGACGCUGAACAAGGGUUAUGUGGGCAGCGAUGUCUAUCUGUGCUACAAGAAGUCCAUGUACCGGCCGAAGCACAUCAGCUACAAGCCGGAGAUCCUGCUGCGCUACCCCACCGUCGAUCACACCGACUUCCCGCUGAAUCUGUGCCCCAGCGUGCCGCUCUUCUGCCUGCCGAUGGGCGCCUCCCUGGAGGCCUGGCCCCACGUCAACGGCACCGAGAAGCGCAAGCCCAUCAGUCCGGUGUUCAGCACCUUUGUGCUCACGGUUAAUGAUGGCACCUACAAGGUCUACGGAUCGGCGUUGACCUUCUACGAGGAUUACGAUGAGUCGCAGUUGUCGGCGGAGCAGAAGGAGCUGCUCGGUUGGAACGAGGAGUUCGGUGGCCAGCACUCGCUGCACAUGAUCAAGGCCAUUUGCCUGCUGUCGCAUCAUCCCUUCGGCGACACCUUCGACAAGUGGCUCAAGUACCUGCAUCGCAUGGUGCUGUAUGGCGUUAAUAUACCCAUUCCCGUGGAGCGCUACAUCACCCAGCUGCUGGACGAAGUGCCCUUUCCGGCGCCCAGCAUCCAUCUGCAGCUGUCCAGCGAGUCGAACGAUCGCAUUCUGCUCACCCAGCCGGAGGAUUCGCCGCUGCCGCGUAGUGGCGCCGGGUUUCACAUGCUGCUCCAGAAUCUGGGCACCGACAAUUGUCUGCAUGUCCUGCUCCUCGCCCUCACCGAACAGAAGAUACUCAUCCACUCACUCAGACCUGCCACCUUGACUGCUGUGGCCGAGGCCAUUGUCUCCCUGCUGUUCCCCUUCAAAUGGCAGUGCCCCUACAUCCCGCUCUGUCCGCUCGGCCUCUCGGAGGUGCUCCACGCCCCAUUGCCUUAUCUCAUCGGCGUGGACUCGCGCUUCUUCGAUCUGUACGAGCCGCCCACGGAUGUCACCUGCAUCGAUCUGGACACCAACAACAUAAGCCUGUGCGAAUCGCAGCGUCACCUGUCGCCCAAGCUGCUUCCAAAACGGGCCGCCCGGCUUCUCCGCCAGACGCUGACCGAACUGGAGAACGCCAAGCCCAUCAGCUACGACUCCACGAACAGUUUGGAUCGGGACAUCAGGAAGCGGAAGCGGGAGUUGGUGCUGGAGCAGCGCAUCCAGGAGGCCUUCCUGCUCUUCAUGGCCAGCAUUCUGCGCGGCUACCGGGACUUUCUGGUGCCCAUUUCCAAGGCGCCAUCGGUGGGAGCCACCGAUCCGAGUGCCCUCUUCCAGCUGAAGGCGUUUCUGCGAUCGCGGGAUAAGUCGCACCAGAAGUUCUUUGAGCUGAUGAUGAAGACCCAGAUGUUCAUCCGGUUCAUCGAGGAGCGCUCCUUCGUCUCGGACGGCGAUCAUGGCCUGAGCUUCUUCGACGAGUGUGCGGAAAAAGUGGGCAACUACGACGAGACGCCCGCUCAGCUGCAUUUGGUGGACUGGGACACGGGCCAGAAUAGCGAGCGCACCAAGUAUAUCUUUCCGCCGGACAGCGUUACCCCAGCGGGAGGAGGAGGAGGAGCAGGAGUUGGCCUCGCCUACAACUACGAGAACUUUACGCUGCAGCCGGAACUCCUGCAGAGCGGCAAGAAGACGGCUUUAUCGAAAUUCCUGCAGCUGCAGCUCAACGCCUCCCUUUCGCCCGGUUCGCCAAUUGCCCGGCGCACCAAGCACGAGAUCAAGCUCUCCCAGAAAAUGGCCAGCCGUUGCCAGCAGCAUCCGGAGGCUUGGUCCAAGUACCUGCUGGCCACCUGCUACUCGCUGUACUUCCUCAUCCUGCCCUCGAUGGUUUUGGAUCAGCGGCAUGCGGGCAAGGAGCCCGAGAUUCUGCGCGCCGCCUACGAUGUUCUCGUGCGAGCGAGUCGCCUGAAGAUCACCUGCGAUGAGUUCUGCUACCGCAUCAUGAUGCAGUUGUGUGGCAUCCACAAUCUACCCGUUCUGGCCGUUCGUCUGCAUUAUCUUAUGAAGCGUUCGGGCGUGCAGGCGAAUGCCUUGACCUAUGGCUUUUACAAUCGCUGUGUUCUGGAGUCCCAGUGGCCGCAGGAUAGCACUACGUUGAGUCAGAUUCGCUGGAAUCGCAUCAAGAACGUGGUUCUCGGAGCGGCGCAGUUUCGCAAGGCGGGCAAGCAGAGGGCCGCCUCGAAGGUGAACAAAUCGCUGAGCGCUUCGCAGGAUCAGAACCUCAGCACUUUGGAGACGGUCGAUGGACAGUCGCGCACCAGUUUGGCCUCCUCUACGGGCGGCGAUGGAGGAGGAGGAGGCGGUGGUGGCCAUGGGCUGCUCGACUUUGCCUCCUUCGAUCGGCUGAGGAACAAGCUGGGCAGCAUUGUGCGGCAGACGGUGACGGGUGGGAAUAACGAGGCUGGAAGUUUGCUUAUCCCUGGCGAGAGGAGUGCACCCAAUACACCGACCUAUGGCGGUGAUACCGAGAUCCUGGCCAAGGCCCUCCAGCAGCAGCAGCCGCGCAAACAGAUCAUGAGCAUUGGCGGCGAUGACGACGAGGAGGAGGAUGAGGAAGAGGAGGAGGAGGAUGACUACACCACUGGUUCGCCGAGCACGCCGCAAAAGCAACUGGAGGCGGGCGGCGAUGGGCUGGAAUACGCCGCUGGCGGGGAUUACGAGGCGGACGAGGAGGACGACGAUGAGGUGGAUGAGCAUGUGGCCGCACAGCGGGCGCGUCAGCGGGUGCAGAGUCCAACCAAAAUCUCGCCCCGCACGCCCGUAACCCAAAACGAUCCGCUGGGCGCUCUGAACGAGGAGGAGUCGAGUGCCGCCAGUGCCACGCCCACACAGCAGCAGCAGCAGGAGGAUCAGCAGGAUCAGCAGCAGUCGCAGAUCGAUAGCAGCAUGUACACCGACAAGCCGAUCCUGUUCCGCGGCCAGAGGAGCGCCACCUUCGACGAGUCCACGCAGAUCGGCAAGAGCAUGCACCGCUCGGAGACGAUGCCGGUGGCCAGCAGCGGGGUGACCAACAGCCUGGCCAACAUCGGAUCCUCGCUGAAGUUCACGUUCGGACGUUAUUCACCCGCACGAUUGUCCCUUAAGAAAGACUUGAAAUUGCCCGCCAAUAUUAUAGAAAAUAUAUCGAGCAUAAGUCCCAGCCUGACGGGCAAGAAGUCGAACGAGCUGAUCCAGGGGAGCCUGAGCAGCAUCAAAUCGGCGGCCAGUUCGCUGACCAAGAAGUUCGACGAGAUCAAGGGCGUGAUCUCGGCCAACUCGACGCCGACGAAGACGAACAACGGCCACCAUCAGCAUGGCCUGCAUCAUCCGCACCACCACCACCACCACCAUCAUCUUCAUCAUCAGCAGCAGCAUGGCAAUCCGGAGCAGGAGGAGCACGACGCCGCCGUCCACGAGGAGGGCAAGUUGCGUCGCGUCUCCAGCGACCUGGAUCCCUGGGGCCGACUGAGCGAGUCGCGCAAGUCCAGCUACAACAACUUGGUGCCGCUGGGCGAGAAUAGCUCCACCGGCGCCCUCCACAUGCACGCCUUUCCCGCUCUGCCCGACAAUCUCUACAGCCUGAUUGGCGAGAGCGCCGCGGAUCGAGAGUGCGAUGUGCUGAUCCAGCUGACAACCUGCUCGCAGUGCCACAACUGCUCGGUGCUCGUCUACGACGAGGAGAUCAUGAGCGGCUGGACGGCGGAGGACUCCAAUCUGAACACCACCUGCCAUGCCUGCAACAAGCUCACGGUGCCCUUCCUCAGUGUCCAAAUAGAGCGUCAAUCGGAUCAGUUGGAUGGCAACGAGGAGGCAGUUUCCAACGGCACCAGCCACAAGUCCAGCCUGACCGUGCCGUAUCUAAAUCCGCUGGUGCUGCGCAAGGAGCUGGAGAACAUACUCACCCAGGAGGGCGACAUUGCGCUGAUCAAGCCGGAGUUCGUCGAGGAGCAUCCGAUCAUCUACUGGAAUCUGCUCUGGCUGAUGGAGCGCAUCGAGAGCAAGACGCACCUGCCGGAGCUCUGUUUGCCCGUGCCGAGCGACAAGGAGCACAUCGAUCCGCUGAGCAAGGUGAAGACGGUGCACAUCCAGUGCCUGUGGGACAACCUCGGUCUGCACACCGAGGCCAGUGGUCCGCCGAUGUACAUACUGUACAGGGAGACCCAACCGCUGCUCACCGACCAGGCGCAGCUCAACAAGAAUGUCAUUCAGCAAAUCAUUUCGGCCAUUCGGUGCAACGACUUUGCCACUCCGCUGAAGCGUUUGGCCAACGAGCGGCACAAGCUGAAGAGCAACGGCGUGGAGCGAUCGCACUCCUUCUACCGCGACAUCCUCUUCCUGGCCCUCACAGCCAUUGGACGGGCCAACGUGGACCUGGCCACAUUCCAUCGCGACUAUGCGGCCGUCUUCGACAAGCUGACGGAGCGGGAGUGCAAUAUGUACUAUCGCAACCAGGAUCUACCGCCCUCGGCAUCGACGAUCUUCUGCCGCGCCUACUUCCGACCGCUCCUGCUGCCCUGACGCAGUGACUCGCAGCUGGAGGAAGAGGAGGGGGAGGAUGAGGAGGAGGACACAUGAUUGAAGGCGGUACCCUAAAAGACAAGACGACCAAAAAAUUGAGUAUCAAAAAGGAUGGAAGGACAACAAAGCGCUUAUCAAAAAGAAGAACCUUAGGCUGGGUCGAUUUUAUAGAUUGGACAAUUAUUAACUAAUUUUUUUUGUUAGAAAUCAGAGCUAUUAUUUACAUUGUAAAAGAACGAAGAGAACGGUAUUUCGGAACUAUUCCUAGUAGGCUACAAAAAAGUAUAAUUG
Messenger RNA from Drosophila takahashii, 5295 nucleotides. It is a transcript of the gene Crag, whose product is annotated as DENN domain-containing protein Crag. The record is from RefSeq and is a predicted model, not a curated record. Gene Ontology annotation, cellular component: cytoplasmic vesicle. NCBI's taxonomy places the organism in Eukaryota, Metazoa, Arthropoda, Insecta, Diptera, Drosophilidae. Gene Ontology annotation, biological process: regulation of Rab protein signal transduction.